This is a messenger RNA of Micropterus dolomieu (smallmouth bass), 13212 nucleotides long. It is a transcript of the gene lyst, whose product is annotated as lysosomal trafficking regulator. Gene Ontology annotation, cellular component: cytosol; membrane. The record is from RefSeq and is a predicted model, not a curated record. Gene Ontology annotation, molecular function: protein kinase binding. The coding region runs from base 927 to 12314 and encodes 3795 amino acids. The transcript has 55 exons. Gene Ontology annotation, biological process: intracellular protein localization. NCBI's taxonomy places the organism in Eukaryota, Metazoa, Chordata, Actinopteri, Centrarchiformes, Centrarchidae.
CGCGACCCUCAAACUUGUCUGCGAGGAAUAUUUUGCCGUGGACAACGCGGAUUAAAAACAAAUAAAUUAGUCUUUUGGAUUAAUUAUUUUAUAAAUGGGACACCGAGACGCCUUUAAUUUUAGCACGUUGUGUUUUGUGCCAAGUCUGAUGAUUUUAAAAGUCAAACUGUCUUUAUCUAGAGGACUCAAACAUGAUAACUGUAGGCCUAGUCUGUGUCGAAAUAUGGGAUUUAUAUCCUCUAAGCAAAUAGAAAUAAAACAUUAACUAAACUUAACAGAAUUAACUAAAUCUUUGUUCCUAACCGCCAUUAAAAGAUAUUUUCAGUUGCUCACCAGCCGUUGAUGUUCUGGGACGUUCCAAAAAUAACGGCACACAAGGAAACGGCGAUAUUGUACGGGAUUGUCUUGCAGUCAGCACUUAGGGCAGAAUCACACAGAGCGGUAUCUGCUGGACGAAGGCUAGCAUCAGCUAGCAUUAGCUGGCUUUAAUUUAUGGGAAACGAAGAAGCACAAUUUAAAAUGGGCAAAGCAGCGCAGUGAAUUAUGAAUCUGCUAUGAAUGACUCAGGAGAAGAGUUGGGGCUUCAUUCGCUGCUGCCCGGGACACUCUUAGCCGUCUGGAGGAUUAGGGAGGAAAACAAAAGGAGAAUUUUGUCGUUCCGGACUUCCUUGACGCCCUGACAACAUGGCCAGUCCACAGCAGAGUGAGCUGUCCUACGCCUGGGAGAAGUACAUGGACUGUAGACUGCAAGGAGCGGAUCUGCAGCCCCCUGGUGUGCAGUGACCCCCACCCAUCUACCUACCCACCCACCCCCUCACUACUUGGGUGGGUUGGUUUCUCCGCUGUUGAAGUGUCACCUUCUCUGCCCCUCCUUGACCCUGGUCAGCCUUCAGGGUCUGGAGAAUUUCCUCUGCCUCUUUCACUACAUGCAGCAUCAGCCCAACCACAGCACCAAAGAUGCACUGAAAUUCUGCUCAGACAUGAGUGGGGCCAGUAACACACUGGCGAGGGAGUUCCUGACUGAUGUUCAUCAACUAUGCAGCGCGGUGGCCCAGAGAGCAGAGGCACGGGAGGAAGAUGAGGAGGAGAGUCACAUGGUGGCACUGGGAGAGUAUCUGGUCAGGGGACGGGGCUUCCUGCUGCUCAGCACCCUGGACUCCAUUAUUGACCAGGAAUUGACCUGCCGGGAGGAGCUACUCACUCUGCUGCUGUCUCUUCUACCACUGGUGUGGAAGAUCCCUGUGCAGGAGGAAAAAGCCCCAGAUUUCACCCUGCCGUCCCUAUUGGAGGUAUUCCUUAGCCGGGAGGUGAAGGCCAGCCCUCUCAGAGCAGGACAGAAGGCUGCAACAGAUGAACAGAACUCUGGGAAGAGGUCCCGUGUUGGCAGUGGCACCUGGAAGUCACGGCGAUCGCGCAGGACAGCACAGAGAUACUCUGUAAAGGAUGCUCGGAAGUCCCAGGUUUCUACCUCAGAUUCAGAAGCCUACCCUGAAGACAAAGCUGUCCCGGGCCCCGGUGGCGCAAGGAGCCGAAGGUCACAUGGCUCCACCAUCCGGGUAAGCUGUCAGCAUCAUCGUUCCGAGAACUCACAGUUAACAUCCACCGCCACCAUCACCACAGACACCAUGAGUGCACCAUACCCACACCCCCGAGCCCCUGGGUCCCAGUCGGCGGACACUGAAACCCUGACAGACCCAGCUGCAAUAUCAAUUUUCAACCGCAUGGAAAACUCACCCUUCGAUCUCUGCCAUGUCUUGCUUUCCCUGCUGGAGAAGGUUUGUAAGUUUGAUAUGAGUAUCAACCACAACCCUGGCCUGGCAGUCAGUGUCGUACCUACUCUCACUGAGAUCCUGACUGAAUUUGGCGAUUGCUGUGGCCCAGGAGGGGGUGGAGGUGGAACAGGGGUAGAGGAGCUUGCUGGAGGAUGGACGGAAGAGCCCAUCGCACUGGUCCAGAGGAUGCUUCUGCGCACCAUCCUGCACCUGAUGUCAGUGGACGUGAGUCAGAGUGAAAAUCUCCCAGAGAGCCUCAGACGCAGCCUGACAGACCUGCUGCGAGCCACCCUCAAAAUCCAGAGCUGCUUGGACAGACAGACUAACCCUUUUGCUCCUCGGCCUAAGAAGACCCUGCAGGAGGUCCAGGAUGACUUUUCCUUCUCUCGCUAUCGCCAUAGGGCGCUGCUGCUGCCUGAGCUUCUAGAGGGAGUAGUACAAGUACUGCUGGGUUGCCUGCAGGCUUCCACACCCAAUCCCUUUUUCUUCAGCCAGGCGCUGGAGCUCAUCCAUGAGUUUGUCCAGCACCACGGCCUGGAGCUGUUCGAGGCCACAGUGCUGCGGCUAGAGGGACUUUGCAGGACCAGGGAUUCUGAAGUAGUAGCAGAGGCUUCAGAGAGACUUCGAGGUCUUAUUGCAGGCGUCUUCAAGAUCAUCAGUGCUGUCAAGAAGGCAAAGUCAGAGCAAUUGCAUCAGUCAGUGUGCGCCCGACGCCGCCACCGCCGCUGUGAAUAUUCCCACUUUCUGCAUCACCACAGAGACCUGUCAGGUCUGCCCGUCUCUGCUUUUAAACAGGCUGCUAGACGCAACCCCUUUGAGGAAGACGGAGAAGGCAAGGAAGGGAUGGAGGGUGAUGGAGUGCGUUACCCCGAGCGCUGCUGCUGCCUGGCUGCCUGCUCUCACCAAUGUCUGCGACUCUUGCAGAGACUCUCCCCCAGUGGGCCAGCUGUGUUACAGGUCCUGGCUGGGGUGCAGGCUGUUGGAAUCUGCUGUUGUAUGGACCCCCGCUCAGUCGUAGAACCCCUGCUGCAUGCCUUUCAAGCUCCAGGGCUGCGUAGUUACCAGUCUCAUGUUCUCAGUGUCCUGGGCAGACUGAUCCUAGAUCAGCUUGGUGGAGGGCAGCCCUCAGAGAAAGCCAAGCUGGCAUCCUGUAACAUCUGCACUCUAGACAGAAGCCAGCUACCAGGCCUGGAGGAGACACUCCAGUACGGGGAACCUUCAGCCAUUUCUACCAGUCUGUGUUACCGCUCCCAAGGUAUUCUGCCAAGUGGAGGGGGGGCAGAGGACAUGUUGUGGAAAUGGGAUGCUCUGGAGGCCUACCAAGAGCUAGUGUUUGGCGAGGACUGGCAGCUGAGCCAGCAGAUAGCUGGCCAUGUAUGCCACCUGACUCUGCGGGGCAAUGCUAUAGUGCAGUGGCAGCUCUACACGCACAUCUUUAACCCUGUGCUGCAGCGAGGGGUAGAGCUGGCCCACCAUGCCCAGCAGCUGGGAGUUUCCACUGUCUGUACUCAGGUCUGCAGCUAUCACACACAGUGCCUGCCUGUGGAGGUACUACUCAUUUACCUGCAAACGUUACCUGCCCUUCUCAAAUCAAGGGUGAUCAGAGACCUUUUCGUCAGUUGCAAUGGGCUCAAUCAGGUGACUGAGCUCGUCUACCUAGACCAGACGCGCUCUUUGGCUUUGAAGGUGUUUGAGACGCUUAUAAUUGGCGUUGGACACCAGCAGGCUGACGGGGUGCUUCAGGAGCUGGAGAGUGCUGACGCUGAAGAAAGGGAGGCCGUCUUGGGCUUAGCUGAGGAACUAGGGUCCCGCGGGGCUGGAGAGGGUCCGCAGAGCCUCAGCAAGUUUUACGAAGGCCUAAAGGAGGCCUGUCCACGUCACAAGAGCCGGGGUGGGCAGGGCCGUGGGCCAGGGCGCAGCCGAGCAGAGACUCACCUCCAUGUUAUUAACCUCUUCUUGUGUGUGGCCUUCCUGUGUGUCAGCAAAGAGGCUGAUUCUGACCGGGACUCAGCUAAUGACUCUGAGGACACUUCAGGCUACGACAGUACAGCCAGCGAACCUCUUGGCGGGCGACUGCCUUACUUGUCCCCAGAUAGCGUGGCUCUGCCCUCCAAAGAGCAGGUACGACGUGCUGCAGAUGUUUGGUCAGUGUGCCGGUGGAUGUACCUGGCCAGCCCCUUGUUUCAGAGGCAGUUCUUCCGGCUAGGAGGACUGGAUGUCUGCUUGCGCCUCAUGGCCAUGGUUAUUCAGAAACUUUCCUGUAAGACCAAGGAUGGGAAAGCAAAGAAGAAGAGGGAUGGUAAGGGCAAAGGCAGCCCUGAGUCCACAGCCCCAGCUACCUUAGUGGGACUGGAGGAGACACGUCACGAUUCAGCCGACACCCCUGGCACUGGUCCAGCUGAGGGAAAGACCAAAGAUCCAGCAAAGAAGCUGGAGGAAGAGUGGCAACUACAAAGUAUCCGUCUCCUUGAGGCCUUGCUGGCUAUUUGUCUGCACAGUGCUAACUCAGCACUGCAGAGGAUAGAGCCUGAGCUUUCUUACCAGCUCCAGUCAGUGGAAGAGACCCUGUUUGAGGUGAGAGACCAGCUCUCUCGCUCAGGGGUGGUGAACUCUGACCUUGCUGUUCCUCUGUUUGACUCGCUCCUGAGAGUGGCCUUAGCAGAGGUGUCAUCUGGUCCUGAUCCCCCUGUGGAGAAGCCAGACAGGGUGAGUCCUGCCUUGGGAGAAACUCUCCAGGUGUUGGCGGAGGGGGCGGCCCCAGCAGGCGAUCUGUCUGAGGAGGUGGACGAGGCGCAGAGCUGUGGCGUCAAGCCCCCGGGGGAGGAGGAGGGCUACGACGCUGACAGUGAAAGCAACCCUGAGGACAUGGCCAAGCAGGAAGAGGGAGUGAAGGUGGAGUCUGCUGUGCUGCGUGAGUUUGAGGCGGUGGUGGAAGGGCCCGGGCGUGGCGUGCUGCUGUUCCCGCAGAUCUGCACAAUGGAGCUACAGCUUCUCGCCACCAGCUCGCCAGACCUGGAGGUUCUGAGUCAUGUGUUUCACAGCCUGCUGGGUGCUGUACAUGCCAACCACCGCAAUGCUGCCUUGCUCUAUGACCAGGGAGGAGUCAGAACCAUUCUGUCUGGCUUUCACAACAUCCUCAGCCAAACAGACCCCUCUUUUACAGAUUGCCAGACUGUGCUCGUGGAGCUGCUGGUUGCCAUGGUGAGCCACCGAAUCACAGCGGAGGAACUGGCUCUAUUGAUUCGCCUCUUCCUGGAGAAGACCCCACCUACUGAAAUUUUACUGAAAGGCAUCCUACAAAUUGUUGAAGCCAACAUGAAUAUGGAACCUCUUCACUUCCUGACCUUUCCAAUAAUCCUCGGGGCUUCGACACCAGGAGGGCUGUCCACUGGCUCCAGACAGAACGGUGCUGCUGGAGGGAAAAGCGUUGGUUUGAUCUGGAAGGGUAAACUGUCUCCUGGGCGCAGAGAGGGAGAAAUCGACCACCUACGUUACUCUCCCUGGCACAUUGCUCCUCUCCACUUGCCCCUGGUAGGGCAGAACUGCUGGCCCCACAUGGCCAGCGGCUUCAGCGCCUCUAUGUGGCUGAGGGUGGCAGAGCAGGAAGAGAGGGACGGGGACAAAGACGAGGAGUGUAACGCCCCUGCAGCCGAGUCCCACCAUGACUCCUCUCAAGCUGGGACGAGAUUAGUAGAGGAAGGCCCUGGCCUCAUUCAUAUUCUGUCCAUGGGCUCCAAGGCACUGAUGCUUCAAGUGUGGGCAGACUUCUCUACAGGCUCUCUCACAUUCAGGAUUUGUAUAGACCCAAACGAUGAGAUAAAAGCAGGGCUGCUGGCGCAGGCAGACUCUGGUGAGGAACUAGUCACUACAGGCCAAUGGCAGCACCUUGGCCUCACUUACACUCAGCAGCCUGAGGGCAAGAAGAACAUCCAUGGCCGUGUUGUUGUCUGGGUGUGUGGCAUCAGAAAAUGUGAGGUUUCUUUGGACUACACCCUACCCAGAAAGUCCAGCUUAUCAUCUGACAGCAACAAAACCCUCUGCAUGUUGGGCCACUGUACGCCGUCCGCUGGGGAGCUGUUGAAGCAGGGUGGACUCUGGAGCAUGGGCACUGUGCUUCUCUUCAAUGGAUCUAGAAUAGGAUCUGAAGAGGCUCUCUACCUGUACACCAGCGGGCCUGACCUCACCUCGAUAAUGCCCUGCAAAUAUGGCAAGCCCAGUGGGACAUUCUCCAAGUUUGUCACUGAGGAAGGCCUGAAGUGUGAGCACGUACGAGAGCUUCUGAUGAAGAACAAGGAUGUGGACACAACAGCUUUGGUGGAGAGCUUGGCCGUAGUGUAUGCCCCCAGCAGUCCCAGAGUCUACACUAUAUAUGAGCCUGUAAUCAGACUGAAGGGUCAGGCCAAGACGGUGGUUACCCAGCGGCCGUUCAGCUCCAAGGAAGUGCAGAGCAUUUCCCUGGAGCCGAACUCUCUCAGAGCACUGCUCCCCACUGAAACCCAAGGCCUGCAGAGCGUCCUGCACAAGAUCGGAGGAACAGGAAAUUUUGUCUUCCUGUUUGCACAGACGGUGGAGCUGAGUGACUGUGAGAAGACCCAGGCUCUGGCCCUGCGGGUGCUGCUGUCUUUAUCCAGGUUUAACCAACACCGCAUCCAUGAAAUGGACUGUUACCAUGGUUACUCUAUGAUCCACCAGGUCCUCAUCAAGUCCAAAUGCAUCGUGGGAUAUCAUAUGCUAAAAACUUUGCUGGAUGGAUGUUGCACUGGACCCAUCCUCAUCCUGGGGGACGAUGGGCAGUUCCGUUUGGACACCGAGUCCAUCGCUGUGGUGCAGGAUAUCAGGCUUCUCUCAGACAUCCUGUUGGACUGGAAGAUCUGGGCCAAGUCUGAGUGUGGAGUGUGGGAAACACUGCUUGCUGCCUUAGAGAUCCUCAUCAGGGUGCACCACCCUCAUCAGGUCUUCAACAUCCGUCAGUUCCUUAAGGCUGAAAUAGUGCAUCGCUUCCUGCUCACCUGCCAGGUGUUACAGGAGCAUCGGGACGAGUAUCUGACUGCCGUCCCGCAGGAUGUCUGUCUGUCAUUCGUCAAAAUCAUCCAGGAGGUACUCGGGUCUCCUCCGGACAUGGACCUGCUAAAACUGAUCUACAACUUCCUGCUGGCUGUUCACCCACCUACCAACACCUACGUCUGCCAUACUCCGUCCAGCUUCUACUUCUCACUACACAUAGACGGGAAGCUGUACCAGGAGAAGGUGCAGUCCAUUAUGUACCUGAGACACUCCAACAGUGGAGGAAAGUCCACCUGCAGCUCUGUGGUGUCACUCUCCCCAACCGUCUUCACUGAUGCUCCACAUGAAGGCCAUUUCCACGCUACGUCCCCUGAACAUGGAGGUGAUGAUCAGUCGUUACGGCUACCUAGUGUGGCACCGUCUCCGUACUCCUCUCCUCUGUUGACACCUCGACUCGGACACGGUAGCUCAAAUGAGGCAGGUGAAGGCGAUGGGGUUUCCCUCGCUACACAGCAGGCUCUUGGCAGCACGGAGACACUCAAGAAGGGCGGAGGUGAUGAGCAGCUCGUGAGUAGCUGUGAGUCAGCCAAGACGAUUUGUGAUUCUAAGGACAUAGGUGAGGGAGGAACCCUGCGCACUCCUUCCAUCAGCGUGGAGGAGGAGCGGGACGAGGCGGCGGAGGUGGACAGCCUAGCAGAGGGCAGUGUGGGCGUGGCGGAGUCCGAGGACAGGUUUGACUGGGCUAGCGAUGAGGCUCCGCGCCGCCCUGACAGCCUGAAAGGCAUCCAGUCUUUCCAGAGGAGCCACAGCAACCUAGCCAGUCUGGGCCUGGCCUUCCCAGCUCCAAACGGCUCACUGGCAGUCGGCCGCUGGCCAAGUGCAGCUGAUCGAGGCUCCAUGCCUGAAGACUGGGAGAGCUACACCUACUCUCCUGGUUAUGAGAGGACGCACAGCAAGACUGAGUCCAAUGACAGGUCCAGCACUGAGGACUGCCUGGUGCUGAUCUGCUGUGGACUCUAUGAUCUCCUGAGGGGCAUCUUGCUUCUGUUGCCUGACCUCAUGCUUGAGGAGGUGAUGGACAAGCUCAUCCAGCCAGAGGCCCUCAUUGUCCUGGUCAACCACUCGUCACCUCUCAUCCAGCAAGGAGUCAUGAAGCUGCUGGAUGCCUAUUUCAGCAGAGCCCUCAAAGACCAGAAGGAGAAAUUCCUGAAGAACCACGGCUUCUCGCUGCUGGCCAACCAGCUGUACAUCCACCAGGGCAGCCAGGGGCUCCUCGAAUGCUUCCUGGAGAUGUUGUUUGGACGGCCGGUGGGCCUGGAGGACGAUCUGGACCUGGAGGAAAUGGAAAAUAUCUCACCCUUCAGAAAGCGCUGUAUCAUCCCAGUGUUGGGUCUUAUCGAGAACUCCCUGUAUGAGAACUCCUUGGUGCACAACAUCCUAUGCAUGCUGCUGCAGCUCCUCAACGCCUGCCCCAAGCUGGCAGACAUCCUGCUAGACCAUGGACUUCUCUACGUGCUCUUUAACACCCUCUCCACCCUCAAUGGCAUGGAAAACGGUAUUCCCCUGAAUGACUACAAGCUCCUGGUGUGUGACAUCCAGCAGAUGUUAGUAGCUGUGACUAUCCACUCCUGCAGCUCUUCAGGGUCCCAGUACUUCCGCAUCAUCGAAGACCUCAUUACCUUGCUGGGUUUCAUGCAGACCAGCAAGAUGCGUCGCACACAGGAGAUGGCAGUGGCUUUGCAGUUCCGCGUCCUUCAGUCGGCAAUUGAGUUCAUAAAGACGACAGCCAAUCAGGAACCUCAGAAGCUGAGCAGCUGUGUUAAUGCGCCGAUCUCUCCGCACCACGCCAUCCAUCAGAAGCGCAGGAGCAUCGCGGGCCGGCGGCGGUUUUCCUUGGCCCAGAGUGACUCUCUCCUGAUGCGGAUGCGCUCUGUAGCUAGCGAUGAGCUCAAUCAGAUGAUGCAGAGGAGGAUGAGCCAGGAAAACCCCAUUCGUGCCAGUGAGACCGAGUUCGUCCAACGGCUGCAGAGACUUGUGGUUCUUGCUGUCAACAGACUGAUUUACCAUGAUGUGAGUCAGGACUUAUUUGACCUGCUGAAUAUUCCCGACUCUCCAGACCAACAGCUUUUCACACCAGAUCCAGGUGAUCAACCACAGGAUGAGAGUGGCUGCACCUCUGUCCCACACUCUCCUACUCCCUUCACCCUGCCGCCUGCCAGCAAGAAGAGCUUUCAGAAAGACAUCCUCAAACUUAUGAUGGACGGGAUAAAAAUCAGCUUGGGCAGCACGGGUCGAGGAGGAGCCCCACACCAGCAGUGGCGAAGGAUCCUAUGGUCGUGUCGGGACACUUUUCGGGUCCAAAUCGGCCGCUUGCUUGUGCACACGCUCAGCCCCGCUCUUCCCCUGUCUGACAGGAAGGAGGCGCUGGAGUUUGUGUUUGAUCCCAGACAUUUGGAUAUCCUCAAAGAGAGCCUCAGCCCGGGUCUAGAGCAUGGACCGAAGCUGUCACUGUACUUGUAUGACAUGCUGCACGAUCACAAGGACAGCCUCACCAGAGACGAACAGAACACCGUGGGUGUAUUCAUGACCUCGCUCAAGCUUUGUGGCCACCGCUGCAUCCCACCCAAUGCUCCACACAAACAAGACUUGCUCAAGGCAAUAAAAGAGGAAAAAAUCAAAUAUGAAGCAGACGAGAAAACAAGCAAAGUGGCAUGGGAAAAGAAAAUGGCCAACACUCAGAGGAAUCUUAUCCAGAGGCUAGAUGGAAAGUCCAAGGACAUUUCCAAGAUUGCAGCUGAUAUCACUCAGAAUGUGUCUCUGCGACAAGGCAUGGAGAGAAAGAAAGUCAUCCAGCACAUCAGGGGACUCUACAAGACUGACCUCAGCGCCAGCCGCCACUGGCAGGAGCUGGUGCAACAACUCACACAUGACCGUGCGGUUUGGUACGAUCAGACAUCCUACCCAACGUCCUGGCAGCUGGACCCCACUGAAGGCCCGAACCGGGAGAGACGGCGGCUACAGAGAUGCUAUCUCACCAUUCCUAACAAAUACCUGCUCAAAGACAGAUGUAAGCCUGAAGACACAGUGAAGCCACCGUUGUCCUUCCUGUUCGAGGAUAAAACCCACUCCUCCUUCUCCUCGACUGUCAAAGACAAAGCCACCAGUGAGCCCAUCAGGUUCACCAGACGGUGCAUCAGCGUAGCCCCCUCCAGAGAGACAGCAGGGGAGCUACUUCUGGGAAAGUCUGGGAUGUACUUUGUGGAGGACAACGCUGCUGAUGCUCAUGACAACCAGAGCCUUCAUGGGGAGACCGAAGCACCUUCUUUCUCCUGGACGUACGAGGAGAUCAAGGAGGUGCACAAGCGCUGGUGGCAGCUAAGAGACAACGCUGUAGAGAUAUUCCUCACCAACGGCAGGACCCUGCUGUUAGCCUUUGAUAAUACCAAGUUCCGUGACGACGUCUACCACAACAUCCUGACCUCUGAUCUGCCCAACCUACUGGAGCAUGGAAACAUUACAGCACUCACUCAGCUGUGGGGGUCGGGUCAGAUCUCUAACUUCGAGUACCUCACGCAUCUCAACAAGCACGCGGGCCGCUCCUUCAACGACCUCAUGCAGUACCCGGUGUUCCCCUUCAUCCUGCGAGAUUACAUCAGUGAGACGAUCGACCUGCAGGACCCGAACAUCUACAGGAAUUUAAGCAAACCCAUCGCAGUCCAGUCGAAAGAGAAAGAGGAUCGCUACGUGGAUAACUACAGGUACCUUGAAGAGGAGUACAAGAAGGGCAUUCGAGAGGACGACCCCAUGCCUCCUGUGCAGCCUUACCACUACGGCUCACACUACUCCAACAGCGGCACUGUGCUGCACUUCCUGGUCCGAAUGCCUCCCUUCACCAAGAUGUUCCUUGCGUAUCAGGACCAGAGCUUUGAUAUUCCGGACCGGACGUUUCACUCCAUGAACACCACGUGGCGCCUGUCCUCCUACGAGUCUAUGACUGAUGUGAAAGAGCUCAUCCCAGAGUUUUUCUACCUCCCAGAAUUCCUGGUCAACAGAGAGGGUUUUGAUUUUGGUGUUCGUCAAAAUGGUGAGAGAGUGAAUCAUGUGAACUUGCCACCCUGGGCCCGCAACGACCCGCGCCUUUUCAUCCUGAUCCACCGACAGGCGCUGGAGUCGGACCAGGUCUCCCAGACGCUGUGCCAGUGGAUCGACCUGGUGUUUGGGCUUAAGCAGAAAGGCAAAGCGGCUGUCCAGGCCAUCAACGUCUUCCAUCCAGCUACCUAUUUUGGCAUGGACGUUUCGGCCGUAGAAGACCCAGUGCAGCGACGGGCCCUCGAGACGAUGAUCAAGACAUACGGACAGACACCCAGGCAGCUCUUCAACGGCUCUCAUGUCAGCAGGGCCGGUCCCAAACUCAUGAUGGAGGGGGAGCUGCCGGCAGCCAUGGGUCUCCUGGUUCAGCUGGCCUUCAGAGAAACCCGAGAACAGGCCAAGGAAAUAGUCUGCCCGAGCCCACUACCGUGGAUCAAAGGUUUGAAGUGGGGCGAGUAUGUGGGUUCACCCUCUGCUCCAGACCCGGUGGUGUGUUUCAGCCAGCCGCACGGGGAGAGGUUCGGAUCCCUGCUGGCUCUGCCAACGCGAGCCAUCUGCGGGCUGUCCCGCAAGUUCUGCCUCAUGAUGAUUUACAGCAAGGAGCAGGGUGUUCGGAGCAUGCACAGCACAGACAUCCAGUGGUCGGCCAUCUUGAGCUGGGGCUACGCAGACAACAUAUUGAGGCUGAAGAGCAAGCAGAGCGAACCUCCCAUCAACUUUAUUCAGUGUUCGCAACUUCACCAGGUGACCAGCUGCGCCUGGGUGCCCGAUGGCUGCCAGUUAUUUACGGGCAGCAAGUGUGGAGUCAUCACCGCCUACAGCAACCGCUUCACCAGCACCACGCCUACAGAGAUGGAGGUGGAGUCUCAGGUUCACCUGUACGGACACACAGGGGAAGUCACCGGCCUGUUUGUCUGCAAACCCUACAGCAUCCUCAUCAGUGUCAGCAGAGAUGGCACCUGUAUCCUCUGGGACCUCAACAGGCUCUGUUACGUACAAAGCCUCACAGGCCACAAAAGCCCGGUGACGGCAGUGUCUGCCAGCGAGACCACGGGUGACAUCGCGACAGUUUGUGACUCAGUGGGCGGCGGCAGCGACCUGCGCCUGUGGACGGUGAACGGUGACCUAAUCGGUCACGUCCACUGCAGGGAGAUUAUCUGCUCCGUGGCCUUCUCCAACCAGCCCGAGGGCGUGUCAGUGAACGUUAUCGCAGGUGGGCUGGAGAACGGUGUCGUCAGGUUGUGGAGCACCUGGGAUUUAAAACCUGUGAGAGAGAUCACCUUUUCCAAGUCAAGUAAACCCAUCAUCAGCCUCACGUACUCAUGUGACGGCCACCACCUCUACACAGCCAACAGCGAGGGCACAGUGAUGGCGUGGUGUCGGCGGGACCAGCAGCGCAUGAAGCUGCCCAUGUUUUACUCCUUCCUGAGCAGCUAUGCCGCAGGCUGACUGUGUGUCUGACGUUUACUACUGUCCAGUUCUCAGCAAGAGGAGCCCCUUCUCUUCUUCUUUCUCCUCCUCCUCCUCCUCCUCCUCCUCCUCCUCCUCCUCCUCACGGAGAAGGACGUGUCAGCAUGGCCUGAACCUACUGAACCCAUCCUGACUUUUAACUAAUGCCAUCCCCAGCUGGGCAAACUCUACCACAGUUACUCCCAGCAUUAAGAAAUGAUAAUGAAAAUAGUAUUAUAUGUAUAUAAAUAUAUAUAUAUAUUUAUAAAUGUACUGAAGUGGAAUGUUGAUGGGUGAAUAUUUGGCUGGCUGCAACAGACACUUUAUACAAAAUGCAUUUCUGAGAGUGUGUUGCUUUGUGAAGUCUUUUAUUAUUUAGUUUCUUGCUGUUGAGUCUGGAGUUUUUGUUGUGCAACGAUCUUUGCCUGAUGUUGAUUUAGCUGUUUCCCGGUAAGCUGCUACCGUCUGGCCAAAGCCAGACCCAAAGUGUGAAGACCCCCCCCGUCUCUCACCUCAGCGGCACUCGAAUCUCCUGCGGCGAGCCGUCUGACAAACUGCUCCCGUAGCUCGGCGAGUGCGUCGCCCUGACUCUGCAGCAGCCAGGAGGGAGGGAGCCCCUCCUCACGUCUGUCACAGGGAGACGUCCCGCUCUGUGGGAGUGAGACGCCGCUCUGCUGGGCUGUCUGCUCCACUCAAGUCUGAACACUAGUGUCGCGGCCCUGCAUCACUUCGUAUCUGAGUUCAGUGGAGGGAUGAGGGGGACGUCAGGAUGAAUUGUUCCUUGUGUUGCCUGUUGGUCUGUCCUACUUUUGCAUGCUAGAAUGAUGCUGACCUUGACUGUGUAUGUGGAUGUGACAUUUCCUGUCAUGAUACUUUAUUAAGACCUGCCUUGGUUGAA